AGACAACCUGUUUCAAACACUACAUUAAUUGAAGUGGACACAGUUGAAUCACAUCUACAAAAUGGUAGCCAAAAGUGUGUUACUCCUGUUUCCGUUCAUCCUUUCUUUUGCAUGUUGGGCCGAUGGGUGCCAAUCAUUAAAAGCGCUGGAAGAGCAAUGGGUAACAGAGGAACUGAGGAAUUUAAAAUUUGAUCCGAGUAGAAUCAAACAGAUGAGAAAUAAUGUAAUACUGAACAAGAGAUACCAGGAGCUGCAAUCGGAAAUGCGGGGAGUGCUUGAGGACAUAAUGACAGAAUUUAUGGAAUAUGAGGAGAUGUAUUUGGAAUUAGAGGGUGAUGAGGAUUUCAAUAAUUUACCCAAAGCUGAAAAGGAAUAUUUACUAGGACCAAAUAAAAAGAAGAAACAGUUCAUUAAUUCGAUAAGAAAGUCGCUCACAAACAAAUUAUUGCAGGAAAGAAAAAAAUUGAAAAAAAUACAAGCACAAAGACGAAGGGAAAGAAAACUGCUAAGAAAAAUAGAAGAACAAGAACUAGAAGAGAUAAGGCUAAUAGAAGAAAGACUAAAAGAAGUAAAACUAGAAGAAGAAAGACGCAGAGAAAGAGAAAGGGAACUACAAAGACAAAAAGAAGAGGAAGAAAAGAAAAAGGCAAAUUCAAGACAAACUCAGAUGUGUUUAUGGAAAAUCUGUCCAGCGGCGCCAUGGCUUGUCGACAGGAACCGUUAAUGGGACAGCCGCUGAGGGCAUUGCAUCCGUUUCUCUGCUAUUUAUAAAAAAUUAAAGCUAAAAUUGUUAUACAAUGUUUAUAUCUAUAUCUAUAUAUAUACAAAGUAAAAGAUUUGAAAAGAUAUUUCACAGUGCUGCGUAGUGUAACAGGAUAUUAUUCAACGACUGUAACUACAACAGAUGAUUUCAACAACAAAAAUAUUUGCACAUUGUACAAAAAGGGUUGAUUCUUGUUCGUUCUAUUGUGACUAUUUCUUUUUUUUGAAAACACGAGACAUUCUAUUACAAUGAUAUUUUGACCGAUUAAUGAAAAAUAAAAAUGUGUUGUUGAUAAUGUU
This is a messenger RNA of Biomphalaria glabrata, 1062 nucleotides long. RefSeq names its product myosin-M heavy chain-like. Bases 62 to 724 code for a protein of 220 amino acids. The transcript has 14 exons. The record is from RefSeq and is a predicted model, not a curated record. NCBI's taxonomy places the organism in Eukaryota, Metazoa, Mollusca, Gastropoda, Planorbidae.